CAUGACUAACUCUACACAAAUUUCAUAUUUCAUGUUUGCUGCCUACUUUGACAUUGGGCUGUUUAAACACUUAUGUUUCAUGAUCGUCAUGUGUCUCUACAUGUUGAUUAUCUGUGCCAACCUCCUGCUGAUUGUGGUUAUCUGUGUGAACAGAAGCUUACAUGAACCUAUGUACAUGUUUCUGUGCAGCCUGUUUGUAAAUGAACUGUAUGGUAGUACAGGGUUGUUUCCAUUGCUGCUGCUUCAGAUCCUCUCUGACAUUCACACUGUCUCUGCUUCAGCUUGUUUCCUGCAGAUUUUCUGUGUGUACUCUUACGGAAGUGUAGAACUUUUAAACUUAGCCAUCAUUUCUUAUGACAGAUAUCUUGCUAUCUGUUAUCCUCUGCAGUAUAACACACGGAUGACAAAUCAUAAGGUUGUUGUGCUCAUUUCUCUGAGUUGGUUAUUCCCUCUUCUUGCAUUUAUUGUUUUGGUAUCUUUAAUUGUGCCUUUACAGCUGUGUGGGAACAUUAUUAACAAAGUGUACUGUGACUACUACUCCAUCGUUAAACUGGCAUGUGAUGACACAACAGUCCAGAACAUUUAUGGGCUAACUCAUGCCACUCUUGGUAUCUCAUGUCCUGUACUGUUAAUCUGUUACACGUAUAUAAAGAUCCUUAAAGUUUGUUUUUCUGGCUCUAAACAGACCAGACAGAAAGCUGUCAGUACCUGUACACCUCACCUCGCCUCUCUGCUCAACUUUUCUGUUGCUGCUUUCUUUGAAAUAGUUCAGAGCAGGUUCAAUAUGACUGGUGUUCUCAAUGUGUUGCGCAUCUUUUUAUCAUUGUAUUUUCUCACAUGUCCUCCCCUCUUUAACCCUGUGAUAUACGGCCUGAAUCUGUCUAAAAUUCGUGUGACAUGUAAAAAUCUCAUUUUAAAUGUAGGCUGUUAG
Epinephelus fuscoguttatus (brown-marbled grouper) is the source of this 931-nucleotide messenger RNA. Its product is annotated as olfactory receptor 142-like. NCBI's taxonomy places the organism in Eukaryota, Metazoa, Chordata, Actinopteri, Perciformes, Serranidae. Gene Ontology annotation, cellular component: membrane. Gene Ontology annotation, molecular function: olfactory receptor activity; G protein-coupled receptor activity. Gene Ontology annotation, biological process: G protein-coupled receptor signaling pathway. Bases 2 to 931 code for a protein of 309 amino acids. The record is from RefSeq and is a predicted model, not a curated record. The transcript has a single exon.